AUGAGAUUUUUACUGGUUAUUAUUUUCGUGAUUUUUUCAAAUGUUCAGAAUUUGCCGUUGGUGAGGAAUGGUGUAGUUUGGCCGAAUUGUGAGUUUUGAAUUUUUUGUUAUGACGUGGCAAAUUCUGACAUUGUUCAGAAGGAUUUGAGAAGGAUUUCCGAAUUUUCAAAAAAAUUAUUUCGAAUUCUGAAAAGUGUUAUGACGUGGCAAACUUCCAGAGCCUUUAAUCCGAAUUCUGAUUUGACAACAUUGUUCAGAAGGUUCGGAAUAGUAAUUUCCAAAUUUUCAAAAAAAAUUAGUUCAACUUCUGAACAAUGUUAUGACGUGGCAAACAUCCAGAACCUUCAAUUUGAUUUUUGAUUUCAAAACAUUGUUCAGAAGGUUCGGAAUAGUAAUUUCAGAUUUUGAAAAUUUUAACACUCGACUUCUGAACAUUGUUAUGACGUGGCAAAGUUCCUGAACCUUGAAUUGAAAUUCUGAUUUUAUAACAUUGUGCAGAAGGUUCGGAAUAGUAACUUCCAUUCAAUUUCUAAACCUGAAAAUGAAAAACUCCUGAAGAUGCCACGUCACAACUUUAUUUCGCUACAAAAAUCUAAAUUUUCCAGUUGAUGUGUUAUACUGUAGCAAUCCGGACAUCCGAUCAGUCGUAGUUGAUCUUCUCUCAAAUAGCACUGAUCCGAAUUCAGUUGCAGUGGAUGAACUUCAAUCAGAUAUUGAGGUAACUUAGAUAGGUUAAAGUCAGAGGCUUCGUGGGUGGUCUUCGUCAACCGGGAAUAGCUGUCUGACCGCCUUUAAACCAAAUAUUUCCAGAAAAAAAUCAGCAAGUCAAUGUUUUUUCAGACAGCUCUUCGACCCGUCUUCCAAGCCUCCGGUGGAACUUGGCUAGUUAGCGUAAAUUCGUAUCACCGGGUGAAUGGUUAUGUCGAUGAUCGUGCUGGCAAUAUGAAAACCUUCUGUGCAAUUAAUGAUCUUCAAUUAUAUAUUUAUGUGGUUGUGACCAAAGUGCAAUGA
Caenorhabditis angaria is the source of this 1011-nucleotide messenger RNA. The record is from the annotation of a GenBank genome assembly. Lineage: Eukaryota; Metazoa; Nematoda; Chromadorea; Rhabditida; Rhabditidae.